AUGACUGUCAAUCACAUAUCAGAGGAGAUGCCCAGUGCAGCAUUUGGGCCCAGUAAACAGGAAGAAGAGGACUAUGAAGAUGUGCCCAUAAAUAAGACUUGGGUCUUAUCACCAAAGGUCUAUGAGAGCGAUGUGACUUUGAUCCUAAAUAAACUGCUGCAGGGCUAUGACAACAAACUGCGGCCUGACAUUGGAGUGAGGCCAACAGUGAUUGAAACAGCUGUUUAUGUCAACAGCAUUGGACCAGUGGACCCCAUCAACAUGGAAUACACCAUUGACAUCUUCUUUGCCCAGACAUGGUAUGACAGCCGACUGAAAUUCAACAGCUCGAUGAAGCUGCUCAUGCUUAACAGUAACAUGGUAGGCAAAAUCUGGAUUCCUGACACAUUCUUCAGGAAUUCACGCAAAUCAGACGCCCACUGGAUCACCACUCCCAACCGCCUCCUGAGGCUGUGGAGCAAUGGGAGAGUCAUGUACACACUAAGGUUGACUAUUAAUGCGGAGUGUUACCUUAAGCUGCAUAACUUUCCAAUGGAUGAGCACUCGUGCCCACUGGAGUUUUCAAGCUAUGGUUAUCCCAAGAAUGAGAUCAUGUACCGGUGGCAGAGACGAGCAGUAGAGGUGGCAGACCAGCGGUACUGGAGACUCUACCAGUUUGCCUUUGUUGGGUUGAGGAACACCUCUGAUGUGGCACACACCCAGUCAGGUGAAUAUGUAAUCAUGACGAUCUUUUUUGACCUGAGUCGAAGAAUGGGCUACUUCACCAUCCAAACCUACAUUCCCUGCAGUAUGAUCGUGGUCUUGUCCUGGGUCUCGUUCUGGAUCAAUAAGGAUGCUGUCCCAGCCCGAACAUCUCUAGGUAUCACCACAGUGCUCACCAUGACGACUCUAAGCACCAUCUCCAGAAAGUCCCUGCCCAAGGUUUCUUAUGUCACUGCCAUGGACCUGUUUGUUUCUGUUUGCUUCAUCUUCACCUUCGCUGCCCUAAUGGAGUACGGCACUCUGCACUACUUCACCAGCAACCGCCAGACCAAGAAGGCUAAAGCCAACAAUAACACACAGCAGAAAGCAUCCAGCAUGGUGAAUAUCCGACCUGGAACAUCCCUGCUGCAGAUGAACAACAUUGUGCCAUAUCAUGAAGAGGAUGACUAUGCUUAUGAGUGUCUGGAUGGAAAAGACUGCACCAGCUUCUUCUGCUGCUUCGACGACUGCCGCUCAGGUGCCUGGCGUGAAAACAGGAUGCACGUGCGGGUUUCAAAGAUUGAUUCUUACUCACGAAUAUUCUUCCCCACCGCUUUUGGCCUUUUCAAUCUGGUUUAUUGGAUAGGUUAUCUGUAUCUAUAA
Messenger RNA from Xiphias gladius (swordfish), 1344 nucleotides. It is a transcript of the gene gabrg1, whose product is annotated as gamma-aminobutyric acid type A receptor subunit gamma1. Gene Ontology annotation, cellular component: synapse; neuron projection; GABA-A receptor complex. Gene Ontology annotation, biological process: monoatomic ion transmembrane transport; chloride transport; synaptic transmission, GABAergic. The transcript has 9 exons. Gene Ontology annotation, molecular function: benzodiazepine receptor activity; GABA-gated chloride ion channel activity; GABA-A receptor activity. Bases 1 to 1344 code for a protein of 447 amino acids. The record is from RefSeq and is a predicted model, not a curated record. NCBI's taxonomy places the organism in Eukaryota, Metazoa, Chordata, Actinopteri, Istiophoriformes, Xiphiidae.